AUGGCAAACCCGACUACUCACACUACCCGCGACGGGUUCCAUUGGACCAGGGAGGGAGGUCUAGCAGCAGGCGUCCCUUCAGUCAGCGUAGUCCAGCCACCUUCUAACUUGAUAUCUACCGACCAGAAAGACCCUUAUGAUGCGGUAAUCAUAGGGGCGGGCUACGCAGGAUUGACCGCCGCUCGUGAUCUUUCAACCGCUGGCUACAAAGUUCUGCUUCUGGAAGCACGAGACCGUAUCGGCGGUCGUACCUUUUCAACUGACAUCGGGGGCUAUCCAUUCGAGCUAGGUGGAACUUGGGUACACUGGUAUCAACCGUUUGUUUGGCGGGAACUUUCGCGAUAUAAUCUUACGAACGAACUCGAGAUCUCACCCAGUUUAGAAGGUGGUAAGACUAUUAUUCGGGUAGGGAAUGAUACUAUCACCUUAGGCCACGAAGAAGAGUUUGCGAAGCUCGAGGCCGUUCUCAACAAGUUCGUUGACGUCGACGGACAGCGCGGCCGCGCCAUCAUCCCAUUCCCAUAUAACCAGCAUUUCAACACCGAGGCUCUCGAGCGCUUCGACAAGAUGUCUAUAGCUGAUCGGAUCGCGGAGCUAGGAGACCAGCUCGAGCCGAUAGAGCGUGCUAUCUUAGAAGUAUAUUUUUCUGUCCUCUGUGGCAGCGAUCUAAAGGACGCCUCGUUCUGGGAAGUUCUGCGCAACUGGGCGCUCGGCGGAUAUAAUUGUAUGGACUUCCUGGCUGCAAGUGCGGCUUUCAAACUGGCGCGUGGACAGUCAGAUUUCGCUCGACGGUUCUUUGACGAGGCCGCGGGUACCGGUCAGUUGAACUAUAAGUUCUUAAGCACAGUAUCCGCGGUGGCUGAUCACGGGGACCGGGUCGAAGUGACAGUACACGACGGGACUAUUUUUAAGACCCGACGACUAAUCUGCACUGUACCGCUUAAUGUCUUGAAGAGCAUCUCAUUCUCUCCAGCUCUCCCGGCAGCUAAACUUGCAGCAUCAGAGCAAGGCCAUAUCAAUUUUAUUGUCAAAAUUAACGCAGAAACCCAGGGCCCAGACCUCCGGUCCGUCAGUGCGCUUACACAUCCCGCCGGAGGUCUGAACUAUAUGUCCGGCGACGGAAUCACACCCUCUGGUAACACGCAUAUUGUGGGUCUUGGCACGAAGUUACAGCCGAAAAAAGACCCAGAAGUUGCGCUCUCGGCCUUCCGUAGCCUCGCCGACGGCACAGUUGUAGAACGUCUUGUCUUUCAUGACUGGAACGAGGAUGAGUUCUCCAAGGGCACCUGGGCGUGGCUGGGACCGGGCAUGGCCACAAAGUACCUUACCGCUCUCCGAGAGAGACACGGGAACGUGCUAUUUGCGAGUGGGGACUGGGCGGCGGGCUGGAGGGGUUGCAUUGAUGGGGCUAUUGAGGAGGGAGGCAGGGUGAGUAAGGAGGUAUUGGAUGAGUUGAGGGCGAUGAGUAACUAA
This is a messenger RNA of Daldinia childiae, 1473 nucleotides long. RefSeq names its product Monoamine oxidase N. NCBI's taxonomy places the organism in Eukaryota, Fungi, Ascomycota, Sordariomycetes, Xylariales, Hypoxylaceae. Gene Ontology annotation, molecular function: oxidoreductase activity. The transcript has 2 exons. Bases 1 to 1473 code for a protein of 490 amino acids. The record is from RefSeq and is a predicted model, not a curated record.